Juglans regia (Persian walnut) is the source of this 3602-nucleotide messenger RNA. RefSeq names its product bifunctional fucokinase/fucose pyrophosphorylase. Gene Ontology annotation, biological process: GDP-L-fucose salvage. The transcript is spliced from 7 exons. The record is from RefSeq and is a predicted model, not a curated record. The coding region runs from base 123 to 3392 and encodes 1089 amino acids. NCBI's taxonomy places the organism in Eukaryota, Viridiplantae, Streptophyta, Magnoliopsida, Fagales, Juglandaceae. Gene Ontology annotation, molecular function: fucokinase activity; ATP binding.
CUUUGCUCUGUCUUUGCUGUCUUCUAUUUCUUCCUCAUGUCUCACUGCUCACUCAUUGACUCAUCGCAGAGAAAAACUCUCCAAUUUUCCCACACUUUCUUAAUAACAAAAACCUGAAGGAGAUGGAGACCCCUUCAGACAAACGAUUCUCGCCGACCAAACAGAGGCCGAAUCGGAGGAAAGCUGACCUUGCCGCGGUGCUCAGAAAAUCCUGGUACCGUUUGAGGCUGUCGGUCAGACACCCCGAUAGGGUUCCCACCUGGGAUGCCAUCGUGCUUACGGCCGCCAGUCCUCAGCAAGCCCAACUCUACGAUUGGCAGCUCAGCCGCGCCAAGCGCAUUGGCCGUAUUUCCGCUUCCACCAUCACUCUCGCCGUGCCAGACCCGAAUGGCCAGCGGAUCGGCUCUGGAGCGGCCACUCUCCACGCCAUUCAUGCGCUUGCUGCGCAUUACCACAAACUCGGCCUCCAUCUUGACCCGGAGGAUGCUUAUGAUCAGCAGGUGGCAACCGCAGACAGUAACAGUACAAACAACGCCGCUUCUCAUAUGCCAAUGGUUAGCUUCUUGGCCAAAAGGCAUAUACUAUUGCUUCAUGCUGGAGGUGACUCUAAAAGGGUACCAUGGGCAAAUCCUAUGGGAAAAGUUUUCCUGCCGCUUCCAUAUAUGGGAGCAGAUGACCCUGAUGGGCCAGUUCCGCUGCUUUUUGAGCAUGUACUUGCCAUUGCUUCGUGUGCAAGACAAGCCUUUAAAAAUGAAGGUGGAUUAUUUAUUAUGACGGGAGAUGUUCUCCCUUGUUUUGAUGCCUCCACCAUGAUACUUCCAGAGGACGCAUCCUGCAUCAUAACUGUUCCAAUCACUCUAGAUAUUGCUUCUAACCAUGGUGUUAUUGUGGCAUCUCAAGGUGAAAUCAUGGCUAAAAGUUAUUCAGUCAGUUUAGUUGAUAAUCUCUUACAAAAACCCAGCAUAGAGGAGCUUGUCAAGAACAACGCUAUCCUAGAUGAUGGUAGAACACUACUUGACACUGGCAUAAUAGCUGCUAGAGGUCAAGCGUGGGUGGAGCUUGUUAAGCUUUCAUGUUCCUGUGAACCACUGAUUUUGGAGCUUCUUAAGAGCAGAAAAGAGAUGAGUUUAUAUGAAGAUUUGGUGGCAGCAUGGGUACCUGCAAAACAUGAGUGGUUGCAACAGCGCCCUUUGGGUCAAGAACUGGUCAGCGGAUUGGGAAAGACUAAGAUGUUUAGCUAUUUUGCUUUUGAUUUGUUGUUCUUACAUUUUGGAACCUCAAGUGAAGUUUUGGAUCACCUAAGUGGGGCUAGUUCCAGACUUGUUGACCGAAGACACUUGUGUUCUAUUCCAGCAACAACUGUAUCUGACAUAGCAGCAUCUGCAGUUGUUCUUUCAAGCAAAAUUGCACCUGGGGUGUCAGUUGGGGAAGAUUCUCUUAUAUAUGAUUCAUCCAUUUUUAGUGGUGUACAAAUUGGUUCCCAAUGUAUAGUUGUCGGUAUCAAUGUCCCAGGAGACAAUGGGAAGACAGCGGAAGAUUCAUUUAGGUUCAUGCUUCCUGAUCGCCAUUGCCUUUGGGAAGUUCCCCUAGUAGGAUGCAUUGAAAGAGUUAUCGUGUAUUGUGGUCUCCAUGAUAACCCAAAAAACUCACUUUCUAGUGAUGGGACUUUUUGUGGGAGACCAUGGAAGAAGGUUUUGCAUGAUCUAGGAAUUCAGGAAACUGACCUGUGGAGCUCAACAGUUAUGCAGGACAAAUGCUUAUGGAAUGCAAACAUAUUUGCCAUUCUUCCUUACUUUGAAAUGCUUACAUUGGCAUUAUGGUUGAUGGGCUUGAGUGACCAAAAAACCAACUACCUGCUUCCCUUAUGGAAAAAUGCACGUCGUGUCAGUUUGGAGGAGUUGCAUCGAUCAAUUGACUUUACAAAAUUGUGUAUAGGCUCUAGUAAUCAUCAAGCCGAUCUUGCAGCUGGAAUUGCUAAAGCAUGCAUUAAUUAUGGCAUGCUUGGACGUAACUUAUCUCAAUUGUGUGAAGAGAUUCUUCAAAAUGAUGUUUCAGGGGUUGACAUGUGCAAGGACUUUCUGGAUCUGUGUCCCAAACUUCAGGAGCAGAAUUCUAAGAUUCUUCCUAAGAGUCGGGCAUACCAGGUGCAUGUUGAUCUGCUCCGAGCAUGCAAUGACGAAGCCAAAGCAUGUGAGUUGGAGCAUAAGGUAUGGGCUGCAGUUGCAGAUGAAACGGCUUCAGCAGUAAAAUAUGGUUUUAAAGAAUAUCUCUUGGAGUCCCCUAGCAAGAUGUCUGCUUCAACUUAUCAGAACAAGUUUGAUGGCUGUGUUGAUCGAUUCUUCCACCCUAGAAGUGUAAAAGUUGAAUUACCUGUUCGUGUAGAUUUUGUUGGGGGUUGGAGUGAUACCCCUCCAUGGAGCUUAGAACGUGCUGGUUGUGUUCUGAAUAUGGCAAUAAAUCUGGAAGGUUCUCUUCCUAUUGGCACUAUCAUAGAGACAACAAAAACAGCUGGAGUAUUGAUUAGUGAUGAUGCUGGAAACCAGUUACAUAUUGAAGAUGUUACCUCUAUUGCAACUCCAUUUGACAGCAAUGAUCCAUUUCGGCUCGUCAAAUCUGCAUUGCUUGUGACUGGAAUUGUUCAUGAUAACAGCCUUGAGUCUAUUGGUUUGCUAAUCAGGACAUGGGCCAAUGUCCCUCGUGGAAGUGGCUUGGGUACUUCUAGCAUCUUAGCUGCCGCUGUUGUGAAAGGGCUUCUCCAGAUAACUAAAGGAGAUGAAAAUAAUGAAAAUGUUGCCAGACUUGUUUUGGUAUUAGAGCAGCUAAUGGGAACAGGAGGUGGCUGGCAAGAUCAAAUUGGAGGUCUAUACCCUGGAAUAAAAUUUACAGCAAGUUUUCCUGGAAUUCCAUUGCGGCUUCAAGUCAUCCCCCUCCAAGCUUCUCCUCAGUUGAUUCUAGAGUUGCAGCAACGCUUGCUUGUGAUAUUUACUGGCCAAGUUCGACUUGCACACCAAGUUUUGCACAAGGUGGUAACUAGAUAUCUUCAACGAGAUAACCUUCUUGUAUCCAGUAUCAAGCGUCUUGCGGAACUGGCAAAGAUUGGGAGGGAAGCGUUAAUGAACUGUGAAAUUAAUGAGAUGGGUGAAAUAAUGUUGGAGGCUUGGAGGUUGCAUCAGGAACUUGAUCCUCACUGCAGCAACGAGUUUGUCGACAGGCUCUUUUCAUUUGCUGACCCGUAUUGUAGUGGCUACAAGCUUGUGGGUGCUGGUGGUGGAGGUUUUGCAUUGUUACUUGCCAAGGAUGCUGACUGUGCCAAGGAACUGAGGCAAUCGUUAGAGGCAGAUUCGAGUUUUGAUGUGAAAAUCUAUGAUUGGAAGGUAUUUUUACAAUAUUAAUUGUGAAAAGGUUAUGAAAAGGUAGCAUAUUAUAUUUUUUAUACAGAAAAUUUCCUUUCUUUAUUUGAGAUUAAGAUGGUGGUUCUUAUUUUUUAUGUUGUGGUGUCAUUCGUGUAAAUUCUGUAUAAUUGAAGACCGGAAGAAAGCUACGGAAUGAAAGUUCAAGCUCAAUAAAUUUCAGCGGUAUAGCUGCUGAUGCAUUGUCUCAAA